Lampris incognitus (smalleye Pacific opah) is the source of this 5117-nucleotide messenger RNA. It is a transcript of the gene nt5c2b, whose product is annotated as 5'-nucleotidase, cytosolic IIb. The record is from RefSeq and is a predicted model, not a curated record. Gene Ontology annotation, molecular function: 5'-nucleotidase activity. The coding region runs from base 242 to 1924 and encodes 560 amino acids. NCBI's taxonomy places the organism in Eukaryota, Metazoa, Chordata, Actinopteri, Lampriformes, Lampridae. The transcript is spliced from 18 exons.
GAAAGCGGAGACAGUGCAGACUUUACAACAGCGCAGAAGCACCGCCGCGGUCUCAGUCUUCGCACAUCACUGCCAUCGCUUUGCACGCCAAACAGUUGCGGGGGUGUUCAUUUUUUUACGAGAACAUUCACUUUUUCGGUUUUGUCCCCACUUUCAUAUUGUGUACAAAGGCGCAUGCUCAGAUUAUCAGACGGUGCAGUUGUUUUACUGAGGAAAACAGAGACUUUGAGAGCCUUUUAAGAUGACUACUUCAUGGAGUGACAGACUUCAAAACUAUGCAGACUUGCCUGCCAACAUGGAUGGAAUGGCUAUGAAGAAAUACAGACGAGAACCUUAUCACAGAGUUUUUGUCAACAGAAGCCUGGCCAUGGAGAAGAUUAAGUGCUUUGGCUUUGAUAUGGAUUACACUCUAGCAGUGUACAAGUCACCAGAGUAUGAAUCUCUGGGCUUCGAGUUGACAGUGGAACGCCUGGUGUCCAUCGGUUACCCUCAGGAGCUGCUCAGCUUUGUCUAUGACCCGUCCUUCCCCACCAGGGGGCUUGUUUUUGAUACCAUGUAUGGAAACCUGUUAAAGGUUGAUGCCUAUGGCAACAUCCUGGUCUGUGUCCAUGGCUUCAAUUUCCUCCGAGGCCCCGAGAUCCGUGAGCUGUACCCGAAUAAGUUUAUCCAAAGAGAUGAUACAGAGCGCUUCUAUAUCCUCAACACUCUCUUUAACCUGCCAGAGACCUACCUCUUUGCUUGCCUUGUGGAUUUCUUCUCCAAUUGUGACAGAUAUGCGAGUUGUGAAACCGGCUUCAAGGACGGUGACCUCUUCAUGUCCUUUAAGAGCAUGUUCCAGGAUGUCCGUGAUGCUGUAGACUGGGUCCACUUCAAGGGUACCCUGAAGGAAAAGACUGUAGAGAACCUUGAGAAGUAUGUGGUAAAAGAUGGAAAGCUGCCACUUCUUCUAAGCCGAAUGAAUGAAGUAGCCAAGGUGUUCUUGGCUACCAACAGUGACUACAAAUACACUGAUAAAAUCAUGACUUACCUGUUUGACUUCCCCCAUGGCCCCAAGCAUGGCACUCCCCACCGGCCCUGGCAGUCGUACUUUGACUUGAUUUUAGUGGAUGCCAGGAAGCCUUUGUUUUUUGGUGAGGGCACAGUGCUCAGACAAGUUGAUACGACAACAGGACGACUUAAGAUAGGAACCUACACAGGGCCUCUGCAGCAUGGCAUAGUCUACUCUGGAGGUUCUUCAGACAUAGUAUGUGAUCUCCUUGGAGCCAAGGGUAAGGACAUAGUCUACAUUGGGGACCAUAUUUUUGGAGACAUCCUCAAAUCCAAGAAGCGCCAAGGCUGGAGGACCUUCCUGGUCAUACCUGAGCUUGCCCAAGAGUUGCAUGUCUGGACAGACAAGAGCUCAUUGUUCGAGGAACUGCAGGGCCUGGAUAUCUUCUUGGCAGAGCUCUACAAACAUCUGGACAGCAGCAGCAAUGAGAGACCAGACAUCAGCGCUAUCCAGAGGAGAGUAAAGAAAGUGACCCACGACAUGGACAUGUGCUAUGGCAUGAUGGGAAGUCUUUUCCGUAGUGGCUCCAGACAGACCCUGUUUGCCUCCCAGGUGAUGCGCUAUGCCGACUUGUAUGCUGCCUCCUUCAUCAAUCUGCUCUACUAUCCUUUCAGCUACCUCUUCAGAGCAGCACAUGUACUGAUGCCCCACGAGUCGACUGUGGAGCACACACAUGUGGACAUUGAUGCAGAGUCUCCGCUGGCCACGCGGAACCGGACCCAAUGCAGCGACUGCAAGGACCUGGAAUGCAAGCGCAGCCAACUGACCCGCUCAGUCAGUGAGAUCAAACCUCCCAACCUGUUCCCCCAGACUCCUCAGGAGAUCACCCACUGCCAUGAUGAGGAUGAUGAUGAGGAGGAGGAAGAGGAGGAAUAAACUGAAAAUCAAGAGCCAUUUCCCAGUUCCUGCCUUUAACAUUUUCCAAUGGAUUCAGUCAGAUUUCUUCCUCGAGAAACAAGGGGAGGGGGGACUGAGAUGGAGCUGCACAUUUUAAAUGCUGGAGUGGAUUUAAGAGGUUUGUGUACAGGAGAUGUGUAAAAGAAAUCUAAAUACUGUUAUAAUGAAGAUGAUUUGAAGAGAAGUAUAAAGGACCAAGAACUAGCUAGACCAUUUUACUGUCUGAUGAGUAUGUGCCUGCUUGGUCCUCCAAACCGACCUUAUUGUCCACAAUUUUUAAGUCCCAUGUUGAAAAGAACUUAUUCUGUUUUUUUGUUUGUUUUUUUUUUACUCUACAAAUCGCUCUUUAAAUAGACCUAACGAAUGGUUAUGCUAAAUUUUGUUCUAAAUCGAAAUAUGCUUUGUCCCCUCUGGUCAGUGUGUUAGAUUUAUCACUGUAAACCAUUAUGCAAAUGGUCAGUAUACCAUAGUUUUAAUGAAACACUCAAAGGCACACUAGACUUGCCAAAAUGGCCUGCACAUGACUUAAACUGUUUCUGUUUACCCUUUGAAAUGACAAGCACAUUUCAGCUUUUUGAUGGUUCGGCGCCAAGGAAACGUUCUAAUUAGAGUUACCAUGAGAAUAGGAUUUCAUACAACAUGGGAACAACAGCCCGAUUUUCAUGUUGUUUCAGUGUGCUUUUGGCGUUGUGUAACAAUAACCUCCUAACUUCCGCUGAUAUGAAACGAUAUCUGUCCGUCUCUUGUCUGUUUGUCUGUCUAGUCUUUGCCAAAGUAGACUCAUAGCUUCUUGAACGACUGUAAACUUAGGGUUCAGUGUAGUAACCGAAGCACAGAGGUUGUGUUAUUUGGAUUAAACAAAGCACAAGUUUGAUGAUGAAUGAUUGUAUCAGCUAGACAGAUUACUACAACAAGCAUUUAGUACAAAGUUAGCCUAGAAAAAAAAACGAAUGGCUAUGCAACAGACAUGUUGAAAUCUAGGCAGGGUUACCGGAGCCACGGUGAAUAUAGGGUAACUCGUUGCAAUGCUGAUGUUGUCAAUAGUAACUUUGAAGUACAGUAAUGCUACUGUGAAUCACAUCAUAAGCUAGUGAAUGAAUGGCUUCUGCCUGGCUGAUCGUUUCUCUUAACAUUUACAUUGUAUGAUGUACAGCAUGGUGUAAAAAUCUGUAACAAGAAUGCACCGUACACCAAGAACAGCUAAAAAGGCAGUGUUGUCCUGACUAAGCUUGGUUAUCUAGUUGGGUGUAAACUUAAGUACUUGAGGAUUUUUUUUUAUAAUUACUUUAUUCAUCUCUCAAGAUACGUCAGAUACAGAAAUUAAUAAGUUGGUGUAGUCAUGUUGAAUCGGAGCAGGGGUCUUGUUAUACAUAACAUACAAUACAUAUUUGGUGGCCUGUGUAGUGUGGUCCUAUGGGUGGUGGUCAAGGCUUUGUAGCAGUAAGACAACUAAUGCCCUCGUCUCACCAGCUAACACGUAUGACUUCAGACGUGUGAAUCACUUGUCUUACUCCUCAGGAAUAGACCAGCUUCUUGGCUUAGAUGUGAAGAAAGAUUUUGUUUUAUGAAUUUCCUCACCCAAAGAAGACUGGUUUGCGCUUUGAGAAGAAGGAGCUGAGGGUUGAGAGGGACCGUGUGAUGGGUGAACUAAGCUGAAGUGCUCUAUGGGAACAUGUAUAGGAUUCCUUGUACAGUAUCCUAAUGUGAGGAGAGUCCCCUGUCAUCUAAGUGUCAGUUUUCCCCGGCUCACGUUGACUAUCUCCAAACUGGAAUGUAGACCUCCAAAACACUUUCAGAUCUCUACAAAACCACCUGAAAACAUGCAUACGUAAAAGUAAGCAACCUUAAGUGUGUCUAAUGUAAACCAGGUAACCUUGGCGGAUCCAUAUAUGCCCUUUUUAAUGUAGAUGUGGUGAAAUAGUUCCUGAAUGGUGUUAUACAGUAGGAAGGGCAAGAUAAAUUCAAGGACUAUGUGGACUAGCUUGUUUUUUUUGUUGUUUUUUUUUUUAAAGGGGGGGAUUUUCCGACAUCUGAUUUACACUAUACAUAAACGUAAUUUAGUCUUGUUAAGUGUCAGAUUGGCCUAUUGAUUCAGGCCAAGAUGGGGAAAGAUCUGCUAUUGGUGUUGCCAGACAAGAAAAAAAAAAGUAGGGUAAAUGUGUGUGUAAGUUUACCCUGGUUCUACCGCGUGUUAUUUCCCUUACAUGACUCUAACCAAGACUGAUUUAUUGCAGCGGUUUAAUAUAGUGUUUUUAUAUUACUCAGUGAAAUGUUGGUAUUCUCAGUAUUGAUUUUGUUAUUUGAAUAUAAAAUAACUCAAUACGUUAAUACAUGAGGCAGCUGCAUCGCUCAAAAUGAAUAGUUGUGGCAGGUUGAUGUUAUUUUUUUGUCUCAAGUUAAGUUUUUGGCAACCUCUUUGCCGUAGAUGGACUGUACAAGUUAUUUUUGCAAUCCAGUACAGUGCAUGUAUGCAUGUGGAAAACACUAAGGUUUUACUAACAUGAGCAAAAUCCAUAAUGUCCGAGGUUAUGGGCGCUUUUAUUUAGACUCAUUUUGUGAACUUGUCUUAGCAGUACGUAUCUUUAUUUUUUAUUUUUUUCUAAAAAGCUGGAGCUUUUCGGCAUUUGACAUGGCGGUAUGCAUAAAAAUGUCACCCGGUCAGAGACUCGCAGGGCACAUGCAAUGAGAGGAGAUGUGAAAAGCUUGUCAAGUGCUUUGAAUGAGGAAAAACGCACUUGUUAUCAGCACCAAUUUAUUUCCUAACCUAGUGUUAUUAAUAUAUAUUGGUUUACAACAUUGUAAAUAACUUUAUUCAUUUCCAUAUCCAGAACGGUUCAAUUACUUUUUUUUUCAUACUAAUUAUGUUAUCUGAUACAUGGUGGGAGUCUGUUGCCCACACCCUGAGCAAGCUAUUACCUGGCAAACUUGGUGUAACAUUUCAGAAGACUUUCACUCUGUUUCAUGAUGCCUAUAAUGCAUCGGUAUUUACAGAGGGUGCCAAAACUGUCACGCAUUUGAUUAUUUUUACCUAUAGUAAUCUUUUGUUUUGUGCAUAUCACCUUAUGUUCCUUGGAACUGUUGUUGUUUUUUUUUCCCACAAUAUCCUACAGACUGUACAGUUGCAAAUUACAUAAAGAUAUAGAAUAAAGAUAAUUUUCCAUAAUAACGUGCA